UGUGAGUCAAAUCCCUGUCAAAAUGGAGGUUUAUGUCGAGAAGAAAAUAAUGGAUAUAAUUGUAUUUGUCAGGGAGGGUUCGUUGGGAAAAACUGUGAAAACAAACCAGGUAACCGAUGUUUUUAUAAUCCCUGUAUGAACGCGGGUAGCUGUAUAGAUCUUACCACUGACUACCAAUGUAUCUGUCCACAGCCCUAUUAUGGGAAAAUGUGUGAAUUCAACAAAAAUUUUGAACCUAAUAACUGUUUAACUAAAGGUUGUUGGAAUGGAGGAUCAUGUAUGAAUUCUGGGUAUUGUCAGUGUACAGAUGAAUUCUACGGUGCACAAUGUGAGCACCAAGUUUAUAAUACCAGUACAUCCUCACCAGUCAGUAUGUGUAAUGGUGGAUACUGUCAGAAUGGGGCUUCAUGCUGGUCUUCAUCUAAUACAGAAUACUGUUAUUGUCUUCAAGGCUAUACUGGCAAAUAUUGUGAAAAUAAAAUCGUAUGGUGUAAUGGUGGAUAUUGUAAAAAUGGUGGUAGUUGUAUUGGAGGAUCAUAUUGUUCCUGCUAUGGAAUGUAUAGUGGAAAAUACUGUGAAGAUUACAUAUGGUGUAAUGGUGGAUAUUGUAAAAAUGGUGGUAGUUGUAUUGGAGGAUCUUAUUGUUCUUGUGCAGGCCCAUAUACUGGUCAAUAUUGUGAUUAUUAUUCCAAAUGGUGUAAUGGUGGAUAUUGUAAAAAUGGUGGUAGUUGUAUUGGAGGAUCUUAUUGUUCCUGUACUGGACCGUACAUUGGACAAUACUGUGAUGAUUUUUCCACCUGUGAAUCGUCACCUUGUCAAAAUGGUGGAUCUUGUCAAGAUUAUUAUUAUGGUAUUGCCAGUUAUUAUACAUGUAAUUGCCCCCCUGGAUAUUAUGGAAAACGUUGUGAAGGGAGACGGUUACCAUGUGAUAGUUACCCAUGUCAGAAUGGGGCUAGUUGUCAAGAUUUGACUAAUGAAACCUAUAGCUGUAGCUGUCCUAGUAGUUGGGGAAAGAACUGUGAAAGACCAGCCCAUGAUAACUGUACUGUAAGUAUAUUGAAGAAUCAGUCCCAUCUUAACUCUUCAAAAAAGAUUCUAAUCUGUGAAUGUAGUAAAGGUUAUUCUGGUCUUUUCUGU
Molecule: messenger RNA, 1137 nt
Organism: Lottia gigantea (owl limpet)
Lineage: Eukaryota; Metazoa; Mollusca; Gastropoda; Lottiidae
Exons: 9
Biological process (GO): heterophilic cell-cell adhesion; establishment or maintenance of epithelial cell apical/basal polarity
Cellular component (GO): protein-containing complex; plasma membrane
Molecular function (GO): calcium ion binding
Source: RefSeq, a predicted model, not a curated record